AAAGGACCUUCUGACUUCUUUCAAACAUUCUGUUUGAAACAAUUCAAAUAACAACCAUGAUUUCUAUGAUAAUAACUCCCCUCUGGAUUCUUAUUGCCAGUCUUUACAAAACAGGUCUUGUUGAAGCUGCUGAUCUUCAGCAGAAGCCAUCAUUUUUAUCAGCUAAUCUGGGUGAAGCUGUUAAACUUUACUGCACGUUUGAUGAACGAACGAGUAACGAGCGAAUGGUUUGGUAUAAGCAGAAAGUGGGACAGACUCUUCAGCAGGUGGGAAUAAUUUUAACAAAUAAAGAUCACAUGGUUUCAGAUGAGUUCAAACAAUCAGGAAUAAAACUGGAGGUAAACAAGAGCAGCAUUUCUCUGACUAUUCAACACACCACUAAAGACGAUGAAGGAACGUACUUCUGCGGCGUAUCUCAACUGAAUAUGAUUACAUUUUCCACAGGAACUUUCUUAGCUGUGAGAGGUCACCCAAAGUUAAAUGUAUCAGUGCUCCAAACUCCAGUAUGGGGGUCAGUUUCUCCAGGAAAGUCAGUCACUCUGCAGUGCACGGUCCUGUCUGAGAUCAGAGCAGCAGAACUCCGAGUGCUCUGGUUCAGAGCUGCUGCAGGACAAUCCUUUCCUGAAAUCAUUUACACUCAUCAGAACAGCAGCAGCCGUCAGUGUGAGAUCAGCUCUUCUACACACAGCUGUGUGUACAACUUCUCCAAGAACAUCCUCGACCACAACCAUACUGGAACUUACUACUGCGCUGUGGCUGCUUGUGGGAAGAUCAUUUUUGGGAAUGGAACAGCAGUAGAACUGGCACAGCCUGUGGAUCCUGUAGUGAUCUGUCUGGGAGCAGCUUUAGGAGUGUGUGUGGUUGUGAUCUCUGUCCAAACCAUUUUAAACCGUAGACAGAGAAACUGUGAACACUGCAGUGCAGAGAAACUUAAAGACUCAGUCAAAGUGAAGACGACCAAACAGGAUGAUGAAGAUACUAAGGAGCUGAAUUAUGCAGCCUUAAAUUUCCAUGAAAGGAAACCUAAAAGAGGAAGAGGGAAACGAGAACAGCCACAAGAAGACACUCUGUAUUCUGCAGUGAAGACCUCCUCUGUUAAUGACCGCAGAGUAACUCGUUAAUUUCUGUCUUUAUUAUUUGUAUCAUCUGCACUUUCAGUGCAGUGGAGGAGGACGAAUCAGGUACCGAACUGACUGACAAUUAAACACCAUGUUGUGUUUCUGAUCUGAAAAGUGAGUAAUUGUGCCAACCAGUGUUAAACUGUCAGAGAGAGGAGGGUCUUUAUGAGAUAAUUCAGUCAAUGGCCUAAAUGUUUGUGUGAGAAAAACUGUACUGAAUUAUAUAAUAAAUGAUGAAAUGAAUUAAUUAUUAA
This is a messenger RNA of Colossoma macropomum (tambaqui), 1372 nucleotides long. RefSeq lists its product as uncharacterized. The transcript is spliced from 6 exons. The record is from RefSeq and is a predicted model, not a curated record. NCBI's taxonomy places the organism in Eukaryota, Metazoa, Chordata, Actinopteri, Characiformes, Serrasalmidae. The coding region runs from base 57 to 1121 and encodes 354 amino acids. Gene Ontology annotation, biological process: response to bacterium.